AUGAACGCCCCCAACGAGAAACCGUUCAAGCAGCUAUGGCGCGAGCUAUCCAAGGCAGGAUGGAAAUCGAGGAAGCCAAAGGGGCUGAGCGUGGACUACACGUACGUGAUGCCUGGUGUGACUGGCCGAUUGAAUAUUGAGAAACGUGGAGUCGAAUACUUCGUCGGUGAACAAGAACUCAUGAAAUUUGGACGUCGUCGGGGGCUGCUCGAGCUCCAACCUUUGCCAUCUCUCUCAACAAGGGCCCCUAUGGGAAAGGAUGCGGCGUAUGCGUUGGCCUGCCGUCGUGUGCCGGUUGAACGAGUGCUGCCAGCGGAAGAACAAGCGACGCCAACUUUGGAGGCGACGCCUACUCCUCCAACCCCUCCUCUGAGUUCCCCUACGCAUGGCCUGGAAAACCACUGGUCAACUCGAGAAGAUGGCGCAGUCCCUCGUGGAACGUUCUCCAGGUAUAUGAAGAGAGACAGAUUCAAGAUGAUCACUCGUUACCUGCAUUUCGCUAGUAACAACGCUGAGGCUGCGUCGAAGGACAAGGCAUGGAAAGUCAGACCGGUACUACAAGUACUCGAGAAAACAUUUUGUCGUGGCUACCGGUUGGGGCCGCAAAUCAGUUUUGACGAAGGUACCAUUCCAAACAGGAGCAAGUUCAACCCGGUGCGCGUCUACAAUAAGGACAAACCUCACAAGUACGGGACUAAGGUUUACAUGACGUGUUGCGCGGAGACUGGCUACUGUUCUCGAAUUGAAGUUUAUCUUGGUGCGGCUAACAAUCCAUCGGCAGCAAAGGGAACCGCGCAGAAGGCUGUAAUACGGAACGUGACCAAAGCCCUAGAUGGGCAACCCGCUAAGCGACUUGUUGUCGCUGACAACUUCUACAGCUCGUGUGCACUAGUAUUGGAUUUACUUCGGAGAGGUCUCUACUACGUGGGCACGCACCGCAACGAUAGAUUGGGAUGGCCAGUCAACUUUGCGUUCACACAGAAAACUCGGCCCAAGCGCAUGCCCCGAGGGAUGUAUCGCGUCGCCCAAGCCAUAGACUUCCCCGAGCUCAUUGCCGUGUCCUGGAUGGACUCAAAGCCUGUGUCUAUGAUUGCGACGGGAUGCGCAACGACGAUGACAAGUGUGAAACGCCGAGCGAAGGGUGAGAGUGUUCGGGCAGACGUACCAUGUCCCCAGGUGGUUGCCGAUUAUCAUACCGGUAUGGGUGGUGUCGACCAGCACGACCAGCUCAGACUGCAGCGGUAUUCGAUACAGCAAUGCGUGGCUUUCAAAAAAUACUACCGCCAGCUAUUCUUGGGGUUUGUUGACAUGGCGAUUGUCAAUGGGUUCAUCCUGCACAAACUCAUCUUGAAGGAAAAGGGUGAACGCGUACCGACGCAUGCAGAAUACAUGCGAAGACUGCACACGGAGCUUUUAACAACAACAGAAACCACAUUGCGUGCAAACACCAACGCAGAGGACUUGAUUACGGAGCCGAUUCGGACGCAGCCACACGCUCGGAGAUACGCUGCCAAAUAUUGGUUAGGCCCUGGACGUCCACCUGCGGAGAUACCUGUAACCAGCCAGCGGUUAGUGAUGUGA
Phytophthora nicotianae INRA-310 is the source of this 1581-nucleotide messenger RNA. RefSeq lists its product as hypothetical. The transcript has 4 exons. The record is from RefSeq and is a predicted model, not a curated record. Bases 1 to 1581 code for a protein of 526 amino acids. Lineage: Eukaryota; Oomycota; Peronosporomycetes; Peronosporales; Peronosporaceae.